AUUACGGAUAAUUCUGAGCUGGUAUUCUCGCACACUAUAAGUGCAUAGCACCACUACGAUAUAAUCAAGCCGGAAAUACUGAAGAGCAGAACCGAGAUUACCUGCCUGGCUCUUUCACGAACAGCCCGCCCCAGCCAAGCAGCUAUUUCGAGCCAUCUCUCACCCAGCAUGGACCAAAUACAUACUCGGGCCAUCGAGGCCCUCCAACCGUUCAUCGCCCUCGCCAACUCCACCAGCGCCAGCUCCCCUCGCUUUGUCGCCAACAUCAUCACAAACGCGACCUCAAACCCACACACCUUCGUCUUUGCAGAGCUGCUAGAGACGGCUGCCGUCCAGGCCCUCCGCUCCCCGGGCACUCCCGCGGAAUACCAGAGCUAUCUAACAUUACUCGAGAUCUUUGCCUGGGGCACAUGGCAAGAGUAUCAAGAAACACCCAACCUGCCCGCUCUGAGCGAAGCCCAGACGCUCAAACUACGCCUCCUCACGCUCCUCACGCUCUCCUCCACCAUCCAACCCCUCACUUACACCGCCCUGAUGAGCGCCCUGUCCAUCACCGUCCCCUCCGAUUUCGAAUCGCUCGUCACAACAGCCAUCUACUCGUCUCUCAUCAAGGCUCGUCUCUCCCCCGCCUCGACCCCUCCUACCGUCAACGUCACCGCCAUCGCCCCGCUCCGCGACGUAAAGCCCCAAUCGCUAUCCAAAAUUAUCACCGUCCUUACGCAAUGGGAGACCCGCUGUGGAGACGUCAUCAGCGACAUCGAGGCCGAGAUCGCCAAGAUCAAAUCCGAGUCGGCGAAGCGCCGGGCUAAGGAGCAUGCGCGGAACGUGGCCUUCGAACGGGCGCUUGAGGCAUAUCAGACUGAGGCUGCCGGCGUGGUAAGUGGAGGCGAGAGUAGCGCGGCGGGCGGGGCCGCCCGGAGGCACUGGGGCCAGCAGCAGGCGGUCUAUAAUAGAGGGGGUGGGCUGGGGGGCAACAAGCGUGAGUUCAGUGCGGAUGAGUAUGACGAUGAUGAUGGGUUCUGGGAGCAUGGCAAUGAGAUGGAAAUGCAGGCUUCGGGCGGCUCGAGGAUGGAUAUAGAUGAAGGAUCCGGGUCGGGAAGAGCGGCGGGAUCGGGAUCAGCGGGCGCUCGGCAUCCCAAGCGGGUCUUGGGGAAGAAGUCGUAGGGUACCUUCUUGCUAGCUAGCAAUCAAAGAUAG
Aspergillus homomorphus CBS 101889 is the source of this 1197-nucleotide messenger RNA. RefSeq names its product COP9 signalosome subunit 7. The record is from RefSeq and is a predicted model, not a curated record. Gene Ontology annotation, cellular component: COP9 signalosome. The transcript is spliced from 2 exons. Bases 169 to 1164 code for a protein of 331 amino acids. NCBI's taxonomy places the organism in Eukaryota, Fungi, Ascomycota, Eurotiomycetes, Eurotiales, Aspergillaceae.